ACCCUUUUAAGAGAUUGGCCUUAUCUUCUCUUAUCUCUAACACUACAUUUUCUCCAAACUCAACCCAUGAAUCUCAAACUACAACUGCAACAACAACCGACAACAUCAUCGUUACUAUCAAUGACAACAUUUUCAACUGAAUUCUUGUCACACACUCUCAAUUUCAGAAACCACCCAAACCGCACCUCUCGCCACUCAAAUCCCAAUUCCAUCGUCACUUCCUCAACCCCACUUCUAAACGAAGGCAACAUUAAUAAUAAUCAAAGAACACCAAUCAACCAAGAACAAUUCAGGGUCAAUGAAACAAGGCCAAAACUGGUUCAAAAUUGCGACUUUCGAGACACCAAUUCCAUCAAAGCUCUCGACAAGUCAUGCAAAUCAGGUAAAUACGACGAGUCUCUCUACUUACUUCAGCGAAUGGUUAAUAGGGGUUUUAAACCUGAUGUUUUUCUUUGCACAAAAUUGAUUAAGGGUUUAUUCAAUUCUAAGAAAAUCGAGAAAGCUAUUCAAGUUAUGGAGAUUUUGGAAAAACACGGUGAGCCUGAUGUUUUCGCUUAUAAUGCUGUUCUAAAUGGGUUUUGUAAAGCUGAUAGAGUUGAUGCUGCUAAUAAGGUGCUUGAUAAAAUGAAAAAGAGAGGUUUUUUUCCUAAUGUUGUUGCUUAUAAUAUUCUUAUUGGGAAUCUUUGUGGGAAGGGUAAACUUGAUUUGGCUUUAAGAGUUAUGGAUCAGUUGUUGAAAGAUAAUUGUAGGCCAGAUGUUGUAACUUAUAAUAAUCUGAUUGAAGCAACUAUUAACGAAGGUGGUAUCGACGAAGCUAUGAAGCUUUUGGAUGAGAUGUUGUCGAGAGGGCUUCGACCUAAUGCGAGUACUUACAAUGUUGUUGUUAAUGGUAUGUGUAGAGAAGGGUUGUUGGAUAGAACUUUUGAGUAUUUGGAUAAAAUGAUAUCAGAUGGUCGUUUGCCUGAUAUUAGUUGCUAUGACUCGAUCUUGGCUUCUCUGUGUAAGAAUGGACAUGUUGGUGAAGCUUUGCACAUCUUUAAGAAGCUCAGUGAAGUGGGCUGUCCUCCAGAUGCAAGUUCUUAUAAUACAUUGUUUGGUGCAUUGUGGAGCAGUGGCAAUGAAAUUAGAGCGUUAUGGAUGAUUCUAGAGAUGUUAAGCAAAGGCAUUGAUCCUAAUGAGAUCACCUAUAAUUCACUUAUUUCUCGCUUGUGCAAAGAUGGAUUGGUGGAUCAGGCAAUUGAGUUGCUGGCUGACAUGAUGGAGAGUCGCAAGUUUCAGCCUACUGUUAUUAGUUACAAUGCUGUUAUUCGUGGAUUGUGCAAGGUGCAAAGAGUCAUAGAUGCUAUUGAGGUGCUUGCUGCUAUGAAUCAGAGAGGAUGCUUGCCAAAUGAAACAACCUACACAUUGUUGAUUCGAGGGAUUGGUAUUGGAGGAUGGCGAAAUGACGCUAUGGAGUUGGCUAACUCACUUGUUAACUUGGAUGCUAUUUCGGAAGAUUCAUUCAAACGUUUGAAUAGAACAUUUCCUACUAUUGAUGCGCACAAAGAGCUUGCAAUAUCUGAAUGAACUAACUUCGUGGGCAUAAAAUUUAUUCAGGUCUUCUAAAUAAGAUUUUUUGUUCCAUUCAAUUAAUGAAUACCUACUUAUUUCUUGCUCCCAAUUUGUUUGUUGAUGAACGAUGCGAUGAUCGUGGCAAAGCAGAAGGAUAUCGAUGUUUUCAAUGCCUUGGAUGUGAUGCAUAAUGAAGGUUUCCUUAAAGAUCUCAAAUUUGGACCUGGAGAUGGACAGCUUCACUACUACUUGUACAAUUAUAGGAUUCGUAAUGCCAUGAAACCGUCCGAACUCGGGCUUGUGCUCUUGUAGCCAGAUAUGUUUUCUUUUUUAGUUUUGUUAUGCAAUUUGGAUAAACCAUUCACUUGUUUUGUUCUAUUAGCUUGUUGUUUCAACUAAACACCAUUUAUUGUUCCAUUGAAAUAUUGGCAAUUUAACAUAUUCAUGCACAGUAUGUGAAAAAGCUUAUCUUUUGGUGACUUUCUUUCUUCUGGUAUUAUGCUUACAUUGCAAAAUUAUGAAGUUGUUGUAAUCUGCUGCCUCAGUUUCAUUUUUUGCUCAUUAUGAUUUCUGUAUACAUUUUGCUUUUAUAUUUUGAAAGAACUUUCCUUCAAUUCUUACAAAAUUGUUUGUGUUUAGCUGGAUAUGUUUUGUUACUCAUGAAUGUUGGUGGCUGCCUAUUUGCUUAUUUAAUCAAAUUUGAAUUGAUACAAUUCGAGGUUUACAGGUGUCGGUGUCUAUCAAAAUAUAAUUUUAUUCGUUAAUUUGCUGUUCUUGCUUUGGAUUUAUCAGUAUCUACUUUUGAUUGUUAGUAGGCUUUAUCAGUAGCUGGUUUUAGAAGGUUCUUCGAGUACUUAGAUACUUAUUAUUAUGUUGUGGUACCUGGUUAAGCUUAGCAUUGUAGUCUAUUUUAUGUUCUGUGAUGAGUUCAAGUUAUUUGCAUUGUUUUUUUUAUAUCAGUACAUAUUGUUGCUGAAUGAGCCUUGUAUCAUCCAAGGAAAAACACUUCAUUUGUUUUGUUUGAAUUAACAUGACACAUUUUGAGCUACUACCAGAAUCUUUAAUCUAAUGAAAUUUGUUGGUCAAUUCAAUUAAUGAAUACCAACUUAUUUCCUGCUCCUAAUUUGUUUGUUGUUCAAAGGUUUUUGAAGUUUACACAAAUAUCAAAUGGAUGGAUACUUCUGACAUACAUGUUUUGAAUUUCGUCCUCUUCUUCUCCUUCUUCUACUUCUGGUUCGGAUUUCUGGAUGUUGUUGGUGCCGUUGUUGCGCUUUGAAUUGCAGGUAUACUUAGGACAUUAUUGCUUGGAUAAUAAGAACUACUUGGCAACCAAAUUGCAGAAAUGAAGUAAAAUAGGCCAAUUAGAAUAUGAUCCUUUAGGAACUUAGAUAAAUUUAAACCAUCUUGUAAUCUAAUCUAAGGGUCUUUUGCCAUUUUAAAAACAAUGAUUGAAUUAUCUAUCAAA
Messenger RNA from Vicia villosa (hairy vetch), 3016 nucleotides. RefSeq names its product pentatricopeptide repeat-containing protein At3g04760, chloroplastic-like. The transcript is spliced from 2 exons. NCBI's taxonomy places the organism in Eukaryota, Viridiplantae, Streptophyta, Magnoliopsida, Fabales, Fabaceae. The record is from RefSeq and is a predicted model, not a curated record. The coding region runs from base 67 to 1566 and encodes 499 amino acids. Gene Ontology annotation, molecular function: protein binding.